Messenger RNA from Rhincodon typus (whale shark), 1120 nucleotides. It is a transcript of the gene ctxn2, whose product is annotated as cortexin 2. The record is from RefSeq and is a predicted model, not a curated record. Bases 294 to 539 code for a protein of 81 amino acids. The transcript is spliced from 3 exons. Lineage: Eukaryota; Metazoa; Chordata; Chondrichthyes; Orectolobiformes; Rhincodontidae.
AGCCAGUGACACCCUCAUCCCAUUGGGCGGUGUAGACAGUGGUGGGCUGUAGGGGACAGUGUUGGGACGGGUUUUCCGUGUUCACACAAUUCGCUUUCUAAACCCAAAACUUGCAGACGGCUCAGAAACAACAUAAUGAUUAACCUGUGAAGGCGACCGUAAAUACUUCAACCGGAUACCGAACGACCAAGUAACAGAUCCGGCAGGUGGGAUUUCAGGCAGAAAAAUACAUUUAAGAUUUAAUGGUGAUGAUGCUAAUUUUUAGAAGACAGUAAGGACACAAUCCUGUGACAAUGAACAAUAAUCACUAUAACAGUUCCCUGGGUAUCGGUACAGGCAACACCAUACACUCCUACCCACUCACCUUGGAGCAAAAAACUGCAUUUGCUUUUGUGGGUAUGUUAUUCAUUUUCCUGGGACUUCUCAUUGUGCGAUGUUUCCGAAUCCUCCUGGACCCUUACAGCAGUAUGUCAUCCUUAACAUGGGCAGAUGGGAUGGAUGGACUAGAGAAGGGCACCUUCGAGUAUGCCCUGGCAUGAAGUCAGCAGGAAUGUCUUGGAGCUCUGGACCAAGUCUCUAUGUUGGGGUAUAAGUGCAUAGACCUCCAAUGGUGGCACUGAGGGGCCUGUGGAAAGAUGUUGGCACUAUCAAACAGUUGAUGUGCCAAGGACUUGCCAUCCCUGCUUGGUUGAAGUGACAUGUUCUACUGCAGAUUUAAUUAAUAAUUGUACACACCAUAGUGUCAAAAUAUCAGAAUCUGUAACAACAAAGAUCUUCCUUUCGGGUUUGAUAGUUGGCUGCAGAGUGUUGUUGAAUGAUUUGGUUCAGGAGAGAUGUUUAUUCUAAAUUGUUCUACGUCAUGAAUGACCAGGUACAGUUUUAUAAAUGAGGACAUUGGGAGUGUUUUAACAUAUGAAAUUUGCAUUAUAGAUCAGCUAAAUUCUAGGGCCUGAGUAACAUUAUCUGGACAUAUGGUGAUGACCAUAGCAAGUUAUAUUAUGUUAAUUAAGUUAUGAAUCCAAGUAAUUGUGGGUUAGACACUGCCAGCUGUACUACAGCAUAUUCUGUGUGCAGAUAUUUGUAAGCUGAUUAAUCAGCUGUAUGUAAUCCAGUAUUUCAA